AUGUCAAACCCUGCAUCUACAGCUGAGGAACCGCUCUCUCUGUUGGUUCAAAGAUGGCUGGACUGGGACCGAAACCCUGGGACACGGGCUGAGAUUGAACAGCUACAGGCAUCUGGUGCAACUGAAGAGCUAGAACAGCGACUUCGACAGCGUAUCCAAUUUGGAACAGCUGGCCUCCGCGGACGGAUGGCGGCUGGGUUCUCGUGCAUGAACACCUUGACCGUCAUCCAAGCAUCACAGGGUCUAGCCAAGUACAUCAAGGAUGAACAUCCUGACAUUGCAUCGAAUGGAGUAGUCAUUGGCCAUGAUGCUCGCCACAACUCGGCCAGCUUUGCUACUCUAGCAGCGAAUGCCUUUACUGCAGUCGGGAUUCCAGUCUGGUACUACAAGGACCCUUCUCUCACACCAUCAGUCCCAUUUGGUGUAACGUAUCUGCCAGCCGCUGCUGGCGUCAUGAUCACUGCAAGCCAUAACCCGGCGCAAGACAAUGGGUACAAGGUCUAUUUUAAGAAUGGCGCUCAAAUUAACACGCCCAUGGAUGUUGAAAUAGCCCAGUCGAUUGAACGUAACCUAGAACCAUGGCCCAAUGCUUGGAAUGACCUACAAGUGACAGAUAGUCUGCAUGCCGAAGCUCUUCAGACAGUUCUGCCUCAAUACACCCAGGCGGUUUGGAAUUAUGCCAGGUCUACCGUCGCUCAAUGGGCAGCCCCACGACCGUUCGUAUACACACCGCUGCAUGGAGUUGGGGGCCUGACCUUCCCCGACUUAUGCCGUUCGGUUGGAAUAACGGAUUUCGCCGUCGUGAAAGAGCAAAUAGAACCGAACCCUGAUUUCCCCACAGUCUCAUUUCCGAACCCAGAGGAGAGUGGAGCUUUGGAUCUGGCCAUGAAAACUGGAGACGAAGAGGGCAAGACUCUCAUAAUCGCCAAUGAUCCUGAUGCGGACCGCUUUGCAGCUGCGGAGAAGGUGAACGGAUCUUGGUUCACCUUCACAGGCAAUCAGCUUGGCGUGCUACUGGCAUCUCAUCUUUUUGACUCGCUCGAUGGUAAAGACACGAAAUCCCGUGUAGCUGUUCUUAACUCUGCCGUCUCCACGAGCAUGCUGGAAAAGAUGGCGAAGGCAAAGGGUAUCCAUUUUGAAGAAACUCUGACUGGAUUUAAAUGGAUGGGAAAUAUCGCUCGAAGACUCGAAGCAUCGGGGUAUUAUGUGCCAUUUGCAUUCGAGGAAGCUCUUGGUUACAUGUUCCCCGAUGUGUGCCAUGACAAGGACGGUGUUGCUGCAGCGAUGGUUUUCCAAGCAGCGGAGGCCAGAUGGAGGUCUCAGGGUCUCAUCCCAUACUCCAAACUCCAGCAACUGUUCGAGGACUUUGGCUAUCACGAGACACUCAACAACUACUUUCGAUCUCCUAGCCCUGACAUCACAAAGAGUUUGUUCCAAGCCAUCAGGAGUGGGCCUUAUCAGACCCAGAAAUCGCUUGGUCCGUUCAAGAUCUUAAGGUGGAGAGACAUGACGGAAGGCUAUGACUCUGGGACACAAGACCAGAAACCAGUGCUUCCAGUUGAUAAGAGCAGCCAGAUGCUGACCCUUUGGCUGGACCGGGAUGUCCGAUUUACAAUCCGUGGCUCCGGCACGGAACCGAAAGUCAAGGUCUAUAUCGAAAGCUGCGGCGCUUCUCAGGUACAGGCCGUAGAGGCGGUUUGUGACACCUUCCGUGCUGUUCUCAAAGAAUGGAUUCUGCCCUUUGCACCUUCAAUGACCUACAGCAAACAGCUUCCGACAUCCUCCGGCCAUAUCCUCAAGUUCGAGUAG
Molecule: messenger RNA, 1809 nt
Organism: Aspergillus clavatus NRRL 1
Lineage: Eukaryota; Fungi; Ascomycota; Eurotiomycetes; Eurotiales; Aspergillaceae
Product: phosphoribomutase PRM15
Exons: 10
Coding region: 1-1809 (602 amino acids)
Biological process (GO): purine ribonucleoside salvage; carbohydrate metabolic process
Molecular function (GO): magnesium ion binding; phosphopentomutase activity
Source: RefSeq, a predicted model, not a curated record